Molecule: messenger RNA, 3353 nt
Organism: Rosa chinensis
Lineage: Eukaryota; Viridiplantae; Streptophyta; Magnoliopsida; Rosales; Rosaceae
Product: tuberculostearic acid methyltransferase UfaA1
Exons: 26
Coding region: 506-3322 (938 amino acids)
Molecular function (GO): oxidoreductase activity; methyltransferase activity
Source: RefSeq, a predicted model, not a curated record
UCAUUAAUCAAGGAAAUCCCAAACCUUUAUCUCCUCCAUUAUCUCUCUCACCUUCUCACAAUCUCACCCACCGAACCUCACUCUUCGGUCUCUCACCCACUACAACCCCCCAAAACCACUUCUCUCCGAUCUCCACCAUCUCCCGACGUAACUUCCUCCGCCUCGUUCCGCUGCGAUGGCCGCCGCGGAUCUCUCUGUACAGCUUAACCCAACAUAAAAUCCCCAGCUUCUCAUCGAUUGCCCCUUCUACAGUUCUACUAACUUUAGAUUAGUGGUCAGGGCUUUGAUUCAAGAAUCAAGAUCCCUUGAGAAAUUACCAAAUUAUCCGACUCUUCAACCGUUCCAAAUUUGGAUAAUGAACAUGUUCUAUGGUUGAUGCGAUAGAUUGGCAAGUUAUUAUAAGAAAGGUCAUCCAACCUUUUUCAGACAAAUGUCACAAUCUCUCACUAUUCUCAAUUUCUCAAUAAUAGGGGAGGGUUUGACGUAGAACUAAGAUAAGUGAAAGAUGAAAGUUGCAGUGAUUGGUUCUGGUAUUAGUGGUUUGGUCUCAGCCUAUGUUCUUGCAAAAGAAGGUGUUGAGGUGGUUCUAUAUGAGAAAAAAGACUACCUGGGUGGCCAUGCCAGGACUGUCACAUAUGAUGGUGUUGAUUUGGACCUUGGUUUCAUGGUCUUUAAUCAUGUACUGUAUCCAAAUAUGAUGGAGUUUUUUGAGAGCCUUGGAGUUGAUAUGGAGACAUGUGACAUGUCCUUCUCAGUGAGUUUAGAUAAAGGACGGGGAUGUGAAUGGGGUAGUCGAAAUAGUCUCUCAAGCUUGUUUGCAGAAAAGAAGAACUUGUUCAAUCCAUACUUCUGGAAAAUGCUUCGAGAAAUCACCAAGUUUAAACAUGACUUGAUCAGAUAUUUUGAGGUGCUUGAGGGUAACCCAGACAUUGACCGGAAUGAAACCUUGGGGCAGUUUAUUGAAUCACAUGACUACUCUGAACUAUUUCUGAAGGCUUACCUUAUUCCAAUAUGUAGUUCAAUCUUGUCGUGUCCUUCAGAAGGGGUUAUGAGCUUCUCAGCUUUCUCUGUGCUUUCAGUAUGUCGCAAUCAUCAUCUGCUUCAGUUUACCCUGCAGCUAUCUGGAGGCCCACAGUGGCUUACCGUCAAAUGGGGUUCACAUUGUUAUGUCAAGAAGGUGAAAGAAGUGUUGGAGAGUAAAGGGUGUCAGAUAAGAACCGGCUUUGAGGUGCAUAAAGUUUCCACAACUGAUGAGGGUUGCACUGUUUUUACUGGAGAUGGUAUUGAGGAAAUUUACAAUAAAUGCAUAAUAGCUAUCCAUGCCCCUGAUGCCGUGAGAAUAUUAGGAGAACAGGCAACAUCUGAUGAACUGAGAAUACUUGGCGCCUUCCAAUAUGUGUACUGUGAUAUUUUCCUUCAUCGUGACAAAACUUUAAUGCCCCAAAAUCUAGCAGCAUGGAGUGCAUUGAACUAUCUUGGAAGUACUGACAACAAAGUAUGUUUGACAUACUGGCUCAAUCAGCUUCAGGGGAACCUCAGUGAAACAAGUCAACCAUAUCUUGUGACACUCAAUCCAGAUCAUACACCAAACCACACCUUGCUUAAGUGGUCAACAAGCCAUCCAGUCCUAUCUGUUGCGGCAUCAAAAGCUUCGCUGGAGUUUCCUCAUAUUCAAGGAACGAGAGGAAUUUGGUUUUGUGGAGCAUACCAGGGUUACGGCUUCCAUGAGGAUGGGCUAAAGGCUGGAAUGGCUGCAGCACAUGGUAUGCUUGGAAAAGGUUGUGCCCUGUUGAGAAACCCAAAACAUAUGGCUCUUUCAAUGACGGAAACAGCGGCACGCCUGUUUGUUAUUAGAUUUCUUAGACAUUAUAUAUCUACCGGAUGUUUAAUUUUAUUAGAAGAAGGAGGCUCGAUGUUCACCUUUGAGGGAAGCAGAAAGGACUGUUCUCUAAAAUCCGUUCUUAAAGUUCACAGUCCUCAGUUUUACUGGAAAGUAAUGACACAGGCUGAUCUAGGCAUUGCAGAUGCAUAUAUCAGUCGCGAUUUUUCUUUUGAUGAUAAAGACCGAGGUUUACUAAAUCUUUUUAUGCUUCUCAUUGCCAACGGAGAUUCUAAUGCCUCAAAAUCAAACAAGAAAAGGGGAUGGUGGCAGCCUUUGUUUUUCACAGCCACUAUAGCCUCAGCCAAAUAUUUCUUUCAGCAUGCUUUAAGGAAAAAUAAUCUUACACAGGCUCGAAGGAAUAUAUCUCAUCAUUAUGAUUUGAGUAGUGAAUUAUUUUCUCUGUUCUUGGGUGAAACAAUGAUGUACUCCGCUGCAACGUUUAAGACAGAAGAUGAGGAUUUGAAUACUGCACAACUUAGGAAAAUCUCUAUUCUCAUUGAUAAGGCUAGAAUUGAUGAGAACCAUGAGGUUCUAGAUAUUGGUUUUGGUUGGGGAACCUUUGCUAUUGAAGCAGUCAAACAAACGGGCUGCAGAUACACUGGCAUCACUCUAUCUGAGGAACAACUUAAAUUUGCUGAAAAGAAAGUGAGAGAUGCUGGACUUCAGCACCAGAUCAAGUUCCUUCUGUGUGACUACCGCCAGUUGCCUUCUGACCACAAAUAUGACAGAAUCAUUUGUUGCGAGAUGAUAGAACAUGUCGGCCAUGAAUUUGUGGAUGAGUUCUUUUCUUGUUGUGAGUCUGUACUGGCAAAAAAUGGGCUUUUUAUUCUCCAGUUCAUAUCCAUACCGGAUGAACGCUACAAUAACUACAGGCGAAGUUCAGACUUCAUAAAGGAGUAUAUGUUUCCUGGUGCAUGUGUACUUUCAUUAAGUAGGGUAAUAUCAGCUAUGGCCGCUUCUUCCAGACUCUGUGUGGAGCACAUGGAAAACAUUGGAAUUCAUUAUUACCAAACACUAGGAUGUUGGAGAAAGAAUUUCUUAGAGAGACAGAGUGAAAUACUCGCUCUUGGAUUCGAUGACAAUUUCAUUCGGACAUGGGAAUAUUAUUUUGAUUAUUCCGCUGCUGGUUUCAAGUCACUUACACUUGGAGAUUAUCAGAGACGGAGGAGAAAGAAAAUACGUACAGUCGCUGUCGACGAAGGAAGCUUGAAGAACAAGUCCCUUUGCCUAUGUUUCGAUGAGAGAAACUGGCCUAGAUUUACUCACAGUACUCAAUCUGUCAAAUUGAGCUACAUGCUAGUAGCCCAUAAUGAUGAUGAGAAUAUACUAGAGCUAGAGGAAGAGGAUUUUAGAACUGGUACGACAACUGCUGUUCCACAAAUUUGUCAGUUGUUGCAUCCCGUACCUAAAAUUGCAUGUUUGGUGUCAUUUAGACUGUAAAAUAAGGGUAAAAGAUUACAUUUUUUUUACU